Molecule: messenger RNA, 3013 nt
Organism: Erigeron canadensis
Lineage: Eukaryota; Viridiplantae; Streptophyta; Magnoliopsida; Asterales; Asteraceae
Product: stress response protein nst1-like
Exons: 4
Coding region: 214-2652 (812 amino acids)
Source: RefSeq, a predicted model, not a curated record
AUUAUUAAAAAUAUUAUAAAAUCUUCAUAUCAUCUUCAUCACCGUCACAAACUGAAAAAACGACGACGUUUUCAUCCACCGGUUAAUUUGAGAAUUUGGGGGAAUUAUGAGAUUAGGGUUAGGGUUUGGAAUCAGGGGUUUUAGGUUUUGAGUGGAUAUUGGGUGGGCCGGGAUCGUGGUGGGGUUAAAUUAAGGGUGGAAUUGUGAAGGAUAAUGUGUAUACUGUGUGUGAUUCAGAAGUGGUCACGGAAAAUCGCUACGAUGUUACCGUGGUUAGUGAUACCGUUGAUUGGACUAUGGUUAUUGUCGCAGUUCUUGCCACCGGCGUUUAGGUUUGAGAUUACGUCGCCGAGGUUGGCAUGCGUGUUGGUAUUGUUGGUUACGUUGUUUUGGUACGAGAUAUUGAUGCCGCAGUUGUCGGCAUGGAGGGUUAGGAGGAAUGCGAGGUUGAGGGAAAGGAAGAGGUUUGAAGCGAUCGAAAUGCAGAAGCUUAGGAAAACGGCGACGAGGAGGUGUAGGAAUUGCUUGACGGCGUAUCGGGAUCAGAACCCAGGGGGUGGGAAGUUUAUGUGUUGCUAUUGUGGGCAUGUGUCGAAGAGACCGGUUUUGGAUUUGCCUUUACCCCCUGGGUUGGGUGGGUUGACGAACGGUGGGAUUUUGAAAGAUUUGGUUGGGAAAGGUGGGAAGAUGUUGAAUGGGAAGGUUUGGUCUGAUAAUGGUUGGGUUUGUGGGCAGGAUUGGUUGGAGAAUGGUGGGAGUUGGGUUGGUGGGUCUUUUUCGGGGAAGUCUGGUUUUCGUGGGAAUAAUAAUGGGUAUUCUAGUGGUGGCGAUGACAAUUGUUUUGCGGAGAAGUCUUAUUCAAGUUUUGUUGUUUUUAUAUACAAGAUUUUAGCAUCGGUUUUCAUGAGUAUUAUGUGGAUUUGGAGAAAGGUAUUUAGGGUUGGUUCAUCUGAUGAGGAUGCAUUGUCAGAUGGAGAGAUGAGGGACCUGGCUAAAAAAGGUGAAAAUGGAAUGAAUUGUAAUGAAAGUAAAAGCGAAAAAGCACGAAGAAAAGCCGAAGAGAAAAGACAAGCUAGAUUAGAGAAGGAACAAUUGGAGGAAGAAGAAAGAAAACAAAGGGAGGAGGUUGCUCGGUUGGUAGAAGAACGUAGGAAGUUAAGAGAUGAAAUAACUGAAGCUGAAAAAGAUCGGUGUAAAGUAUCACUACGUGAAAAAAACAAUAAAAGAGAAGUUGAAAAGAAACGACAUGAAAAAAAGAAAGACAAAGACAGGGGAUCUAGUAAAAGCAACUCGGAUGCAGAUGAACUUGAAAAACGAGCAGUUAAGGAAAGCGAAAGAAACAAGAAACUUGAAACUGAUCGCCGGGAAAAUCAAAAAGGUACUACACAAAGUAAUAACAUUGGAAGCGUUGGCACCAGAUAUUUGGAUCGAAUGAGGGGUAGCUUUUUAUCAUCCUCUAGAGCAUUUACUGGUGGUGGAUUUUUUGGUAAAGGCACCGGUGCAAAUACUAGUAGCACUAGAGAACUCAAAUCUAGCGUUGCUUCUGAUCAUGUACAGAAUACUACUUCCAGCAGGAGAGACCCUACUCAGUCUGAGCCACCUGGGAAAUCAAAUGCUUCUACAGAUGAUAAGAACAUUGCUCGUCCAGUACAGGUUGAGCCCCAGCCUUCAGGGCCAAAAAAAUCAUGGCAGCAGCUAUUUACAAGAACAUCAACUGUUCCGUCAUCUUCUAGUACAAAUGUCAUAAGUAGGCCUAAUGGAAAUUCCCAGAAAGAGGUUCAGAGUCCCAUUUCAUCUCAUAUUUCAGUGACUCAGGGAUUUGAUAACCCCAUUACAUUUGGACUUCCUAAUACUCUACCAAAUUUUGCUUGUGAAGAUCCUUUUAUUAAUACGGGUCUUCAGCUAUCAUCCAAUUCUGUAUUUCCUCGAGUUGGAGAAGCUCCUGAUAAAUUUUUACCUGAAGAAUCAGAUAUUUUUGAAGACCCAUGUUAUGUUCCUGAUCCCGUGUCAUUGAUUGGACCAGUUUCAGAGUCGCUUGGGUUUGUACCUGAUUUAGGGUUUCAGAAGCCACAUCCAAUAAAACAUAUGUCCGAUUUGUCUGAAGUGAGUAAGCCAUCGCCCAUUGAGAGGCAUGCCAAUUCUUUCUUCUCUACCAGUACACAGACAGCUCAAGAUAUGAACAGUAUAUCAAUUGAAGAUCAAGGUCAGGCAAGUGAAAGAGGGUGGCAGAUAUGGGAUAGUCUUGGUUCUGCAGGUGACCCUUCAAGCUGGCUUUUACCUGCAGAGCUGUCUGGACCGCAACCUCAAAGAACUAUGGCUUCCUUGUUCAAGAAAGAUGAUCAAAAAACAUACAGCCAUUAUGUGCCUGGUACAGAUGAUGAUCCAUGGAUGCCAAUGACUUAUGGCUCGAUGUCUGAAAGUGACAAGCAUACUACUCGGAAUGAAUUGGUUUAUGGGAGUCCGAAUGGAUCUGCUAUUAACCAUCCAUUUCAGCUGUCUCAAGGCAAUUUUUGGGCCAAUAAAGAGAGGGCUGUUCCAGUUUCAAUUGAAGUAGGAAGUGCAUCAACCACAAGAGCUGUUGGUGGGCUAUACUCCACCCCAGAUGUACAGUCUGUUUGGUCAUAUGAACGAAGAGAAAAAGGAAGAACUUAAAAUACGUAAAGAUGAGUACGAUGAGGGACUUGUUUCUUUCUAUUCUGAAGUGGAAAUGAAUGAGCCUCGUUUGGAGGAAAGUUUAGAAUAUUGGAUGCAUAUAUUGUAUCCUCCUCUCUCUCUUCGUUAUUAGCCAGAUUUAAUUACAUUUUCUCUUACACCAAUCAAUACAAGUGACCUGCAGGUCCAUUUACUUCUUACUUUUACACAUUGCGUUGGAGCAAACUGUGAAGAGUGGAGGGUCAUGGGUUGGAGCCCUGAAGGCCUUGGUGCAAUUCCUGUUUGUACUAAUGGUAGUUCUUGUAAUGGUGGGAUUUUAUUUCAUUUUAACCAAAGAAAAUAUACCAAACACUUCUGAUAA